Messenger RNA from Phialemonium atrogriseum, 2557 nucleotides. RefSeq lists its product as uncharacterized. The transcript has 4 exons. Gene Ontology annotation, biological process: transmembrane transport. NCBI's taxonomy places the organism in Eukaryota, Fungi, Ascomycota, Sordariomycetes, Cephalothecales, Cephalothecaceae. Gene Ontology annotation, molecular function: transmembrane transporter activity. Gene Ontology annotation, cellular component: membrane. The coding region runs from base 266 to 2137 and encodes 623 amino acids. The record is from RefSeq and is a predicted model, not a curated record.
GCAGUAUCUAUUCGCUAGGUUUGUAAAAUGAAGGUCUUAGGCUAACAUUAAUUACCCUGGGUGGAGGCGUAGGUUAGGUUGUUCGAAUUGGAGACGUCUCGUCUCGUAUUGUCGGGAUGGCAGAGCACGCGGGGAAUAAUUGGGGCGUUUCUUCUGGAGGAGGAGGAAGGCUUCUGGCCCGGCUUUUAUAUCCAGCCCAUCCCUCUGGUCGCCCAGCCCAGAACAUCACCUACCAUAAAGGACGACGACGAGAUUUUUGCCACCCAUGAUGGAGAAGCCGAAUCACGAUCACGAUCAAGAUCAGGGGUCACCAGACACCCAAAAAGUCGAGGACGUGCAGCAGCCCCGGCACGUCUCCCUAGCGAACAGCGACGUUGAGCAGCUCUCAGCCGUGUUCGAGAACCCGCUCGCCGGCAAGACGCGGGAGGAGCUCCUCGCGGAUGUCGAGGCCUUCUGCCAGCAGUGGGAGCUGAUGGACCACAUCUCCGACUUCCGCAAGGGCGCUCUAGUGGCGCAGAACCCGCGCGACUACGCCGACCUGCCCGAGCUCUCCGCGGCCGACAAGGAGGUCAUCGAGCGCGAGCACACGCACCGCUGGUCCCAGCCCUUCACGCUGUACUGGCUGUGCAUCAUGUGCUCGCUCGCCGCGGCCGUGCAGGGCAUGGACGAGACGGUCAACAACGGCGCGCAGGCGCUGUACCUCAAGGACCUGGAUAUCGCGGGGCCCGGGGUCACGCGCUUCUCCAAGAGCAUGCAGGAGAGCCUUACCGGCUUGGUCGUGGGCGCCCCUUACCUGUGCUGCGCCCUCAUCGGCUGCUGGUUGAACGAGCCGCUCAAUAAAGUGCUGGGUCGCCGGGGCACCAUCUUCGUCUCGUGCUUCGUGGCCGCCGUGGCGUCCAUCUGGGAGGGCGUCGCGAACAGCUGGGUAAACUUGUUCAUCGCGAGGUUCGUCCUCGGGUUCGGAAUCGGGCCAAAGUCCUCCACUGUGCCCGUCUACGCCGCCGAGUGUACUCCGGCCCCGAUUCGGGGUGCGUUGGUCAUGCAAUGGCAAAUGUGGACUGCUUUUGGUAUUAUGCUUGGUAACAUCAUGGGAGUUUGCUUCGGGCCCGCCACCGGCAUUGACCCCAGCUUGGGCUGGCGUCUGAUGCUCGGAAGCACUGUGGUGCUCCCGCUGAUUGUCUGCGCGCAGGUUUAUUAUUGCCCAGAAUCCCCCAGAUGGUAUAUACAACACAACAAGGUCGCCAAGGCGUUCCACUCCUUCCAGCGGCUUCGGUUUUCCAACAUCCAGGCGGCACGCGACUGCUACUACACAUACGUCGGCGUCGAGCUUGAGCGCGAGAUCAACAAGGGGAAGAACCUCUUCACGCAGUUCUUCGAGCUCUUCAGCGUGCCUCGAAACCGGAGAGCGACCCUGGCCACAUGGAUCGUCAUGUUCGGCCAGCAGUUCUGCGGGGUGAACAUCAUCGCCUACUACAGCACCACCAUCUUCAUCGAGUCGGGCUACUCGACCAACUCGGCCCUCCUAGCCUCCAUGGGCACCGGCAUCCUGAACUGGGUGUUCGCCAUCCCCGCCCUCUUCACAAUCGACCGCUGGGGCCGCCGCAACCUCCUGCUCUUCACCUUCCCCUUCCUGGCCAUCUUCCUCCUCUGGACGGGCAUGUCCUUCUUCGCCACGGGCAACCGCACCAAGGUCGCCAUGGUCACGACGGGCAUGUACCUCUUCGAGGUGUUCUAUUCCCCCGGCGAGGGCCCCGUCCCCUUCACCUACAGCGCCGAGGCGUUUCCCGUGCACAUCCGCGACGUGGGCAUGUCGUGGGCGACCGCCACCACGUGGUGCUUCAACUUCAUCAUCUCCUUCACCUGGCCGCGCAUGCUGACCGUGUUCAAGCCGCAGGGCGGCUUUGGCUGGUACGCCGCCUGGUGCGUCAUUUUGUGGUUCCUGAUCCUGCUGUUCGUGCCCGAGACGAAGGCCCUUACCCUUGAGGAGCUCGACCAGGUCUUCAGUGUCAGUACUAGGAAGCACAUGGCUUACCAGAUAAGGAAUGCUGUCUGGCACUUUAGGACGUGGGUCCUCCGCCAGAAGCUGGAGCCGCUGCCGCCAUUCUACCGCCACUCUCAGAAGAUGAGCGAGGCUUGAGGGGGUUGGCUGUAUUGCUGGUUUUGGAGAUGCUACUGGGAUGUCGGUUUGUCAUUAUACUUGGGGUAGACAGAGAGGAUGUUUACUGUGCGACUAGGAUCCAGGGAGUGGCGGCGAUGGUGAAGGAACAGAUUAAUUAUGGCACUGAUGUGGCGCGACUUCACGCCAUGAUGGGAGGACCUAGGGGCUGCGCAAAGAUGUUGGCCGAGGGCUGAGUGCAUCGAGGAGGUUAUGCGAAGGAAUCAAUGCCAUUCUAGGUAUUAACGCAACUGUGAAAAGGGGCUUGGAUGGACCUUGUCUGCACAUCGGAACGCAGCAGGUAAAGGAUGCGGUUCUAAAUUCGAAGCACCGCCAACAAAGGUCUAGUAUAUUGACGUUGUGAUUCUUAGACGCGCGCAAGCUAAAACCCAACUGUCGUCA